Molecule: messenger RNA, 753 nt
Organism: Verticillium alfalfae VaMs.102
Lineage: Eukaryota; Fungi; Ascomycota; Sordariomycetes; Glomerellales; Plectosphaerellaceae
Exons: 2
Coding region: 1-753 (250 amino acids)
Source: RefSeq, a predicted model, not a curated record
AUGGCACACGACGAGACCUCGGGUGCGCGUCAGCCAGGCGUUUCCACGAGCGAGCACAGUCUCACAAGCCGGACAGACGCGCCUGCCUUCCUGUCGGAUGCCAACGCCACGGCCAUCGCCAUCGCCCUCCCCAUCGCGACUCUUUUCGGUCUCGUUCUCACAGCGGGCCUGAUCUGGUUCAUUCUGCGCCGCAGAGCCAGACGCCGGGCUCUGGCGAAAGCAAAGGAGGAGCAGGCCAAGGGCUUUGAGCUGCGGACGUCACGCAGCCUGCUUCUUGCCCUGUUGGUCGCCGUAGCCUCGUCUUCGCCGAGGUCAGAAAACGCAAACAGUCACGCAUCAACACGGCGAGAUCUCACCAGCGACGCCCAGCUCCACACACAGCCGCAUCGAUCAUCACCAGCACCGCCACCGCCGGCUCUCCCCUUGACGCGCCGUCAACAAUCUCCCGGCGCCGCCUGCUCAUCGGAAGGACAGUGGAACUGCCUCACGCGCCAGUGGCAGCGCUGUGCCAGCGGACAGUGGAGCAUCGUCAUGGACCUGGCCGAGGGCACGGCGUGCGCGCCCGCCGGCUUGUCGGACGAGUUCCACGUCGAUCACGAGGGCGGCGGGGGCCGGAGCACCAGCAGCGCGGCGCCGAGCAAGGGAGUGCCGGGGCCGAGCACGGCGGCAGGACGAGGCGUGUCGGUGCUGCACGGGGUCACGGGUGUCUGCGUUGGGUUUGCCGUCUGGGUCGAGGCGAGGGCGUGGAUCUGA